Messenger RNA from Myxocyprinus asiaticus (Chinese sucker), 3982 nucleotides. It is a transcript of the gene wnt9a, whose product is annotated as wingless-type MMTV integration site family, member 9A. Gene Ontology annotation, molecular function: cytokine activity; frizzled binding. The record is from RefSeq and is a predicted model, not a curated record. NCBI's taxonomy places the organism in Eukaryota, Metazoa, Chordata, Actinopteri, Cypriniformes, Catostomidae. Gene Ontology annotation, biological process: cell fate commitment; canonical Wnt signaling pathway; neuron differentiation. Gene Ontology annotation, cellular component: extracellular region.
AUGGGAGGGGCGCAGAAAUCCUCGGUGUAUAAGAAAUGCCGUUCUCACAAGCAGGGAUUUUACACAGCAACUCAGGACGAACGAAAUGAUCUGCCCCAGAGCCGCUACAAAAUGCUGGAUGGACACCUACUCCUGGGAUGGUUAUCAUUCACCAUUAUAGUGCAUCUCAUCAGCUUGACUGGACCGAGCGCAGCUUACUUCGGGCUGACAGGUAAUGAACCCCUGUCCAUUCUGCCACUGAGCUCACAGCCAGAUGAGAGGGCGGGCAAGGCGCACUACAAGCUGUGUGAUCGACUCAAGCUGGAGAAGAAACAGCGCAGAAUGUGCAGACGGGACCCUGGUGUGGCCGAAACUCUGAUGGAGGCCAUCAGCAUGAGUGCCUUAGAGUGUCAGUACCAGUUCCGCUUUGAGAGGUGGAACUGCACCUUAGAGGGCCGCUACAGGGCAAACAUUUUAAAGAGAGGCUUCAAGGAGACCGCGUUCCUCUACGCCAUUUCUUCAGCAGGCCUGACUCACGCCAUGGCCAAAGCCUGCAGCGCUGGCCGCAUGGAGCGCUGCACCUGUGACGAGGCUCCGGACCUGGAGAACCGAAAGGCCUGGCAGUGGGGUGGCUGUGGAGACAACCUCAAGUACAGCAACAAAUUUGUCAAAGACUUUCUGGGUAAGAGGUCCAACAAGGAUCUCCGUGCCCGGAUAGAUAUGCACAACAGCAAUGUAGGAAUGAAGGUGAUCAAGGCCGGUGUGGAGACCACCUGCAAGUGUCAUGGAGUUUCAGGCUCCUGCACCGUGCAGACCUGCUGGAGGCAGCUGGCACCUUUCCAUGAGAUCGGCAAGCAGCUUAAACAACGCUACGAGACUUCAGUCAAAGUGGCCAGCUCCACCAAUGAAGCUACCGGAGAGGGGGAGAUCUCCCAGACACGUUCCCAGGGGCAGCAGCCCCCACCGGGCCCACGGCCGGACCCCAUUCCCCGCACCACCGAUCUUCUACACAUCGAGGACUCGCCAAACUUUUGCUGGCCCACCAAGUAUUCGGCAGGAACGUUGGCACGCAAGUGCUAUAAGGAUAAAAACUGUGAGGUAAUUUGCUGCGGCAGGGGCCACAACACUCAGAGCCGAGUGGUGACACGGCCGUGCCAGUGCCAAGUACGCUGGUGCUGCUAUGUUGAAUGCAAACAGUGCACUCAAAGAGAAGAGGUUUACACAUGUAAAGGGUAAAAAUUGACGUUGGAAUAGGUGGAUUCCCUUGUCCUGUUUCGGAGAAAGUAAAAAAAAGAUGAAAAGCACUUUUGGAGAGGUUUUGCAAGACUUUUUUUUGGUUUGUUUGUUUCCCAAGUGGAGCGGUGUGAAGGCUGUAUAAUAUACCUAGCCUAAGGGAAUGGUCCACAGUUUUGAGAGACAUCUUGGAACUAUACAAAAAACUUCACAGAGUAACUCGUCUGCCAAGACAUCAAUCAGCAGUAAAAAUUCAGUCCUGGACAGACAAUUGUUUGUCCAAUGAUCUGACAGUCUCUGAAUAAUAGCUUGAAACGUUUCAAGCUGUAUGUGCGAGAGUAUGUGUUUGUAUGUGACUGGGUUAAUUCCAAAAUAAUUCAUUCUGAGACUAAAUUUGCAUUGACGAAACGAUGGCAUCAGAUUUAUUCUACAUGCACAUGUAUUCAACACCCACACAAGAGUGUGUGUAUGCAUAUGUACAUAGAUAAAUUACAUUAUAAUUCUAUUAUAUACACCACUUAUCGGAGUAUGUUCAAUAACCACUAACCACACAAAUGUUUUAUUUUUUGUGUGCUUGCAUUCACUUUGUGUUGUAAUUCUCUUUGACAAGGCCUUUCGGAAAGCAAUACUUUUGAUUUGUGUCUUUCUGUGGUUAUAAUUUAUGGAACUUUGGAGGACUAUUCCUUUGCAAGGAACAAAAAUUAUUUGCUUUUUUUACUCUCAAUUUCCUUUUAUUAUUGUUUGCUUGACAGUGAAAAUAUUUACUAGUCCAUUUAAGAUUUAUCUCUGCCUUAAAUGAACUCUACAGAUGACUGUUCAGGGAACAAGUGAAACCACUAUGAACAAUUGGAUAGUAAAGAGAUACUGUAUUGCAAGCAAGAGUAUUAGUCUCCAUUAUUUAGGCCUCCACCUGACGACAGAUCUGUCCAUCCUCAUUAAAAGCUGCUGAUUCAUUGCUGUUAUCGCUGCAGCAGUGUUCUUCAGGCGUUGUUGGUUAUGUAUGCUAUGGUUCAUGGCCAUUUUAUGUUCUGUGAGUUUUACAGACAGUUUGAGGGUGUAACGAAGAGAUGAGAAUAAACAUGACAGCAAAUGUGAACCACCAGAUUCUGCAUUGGAAAAAGCGAAAUUAUUAGCUUUCUUAUUAGAAUUUUAUUUCUAGGGGGAAGUAGUUAAUCUCAGAGCUAAUACCUCUUCCGGCAUAUACUGAUGCUGGAGGAUUUGAUGUUGGAAAUUGUGGUGGAUGAUUUUUGACACCUGCUAGAUUUCAGUUGGGGAUGGUGGUCAAAGUGGGAUAGGCCCACAUACACACUUCUUCUGAUUCAAGUGAUUCUAAAUUCUGUCAUGAAACUCUACAUGGCACAUGCUGAUAGGUCCUUUAAACAUGUAAUCUGUUAGCCUGUCAACUUGCGUACUCUCGUUGUCUAACAUUUAAAUUGCCUCAGAUAUUUGCAGGUAAGCUGGUUUUACUGCAGUGUGCAACAAGAGUUUUCUCUCUGAAACCCUUCUUCUCCCCAGCACCACUGGUCUAGAUCUUUUUCAAGGGCAUUGUAUGUAUGUUAAAUUGUGCAGCAGAAGCGCAGUCUUCCAUGCUCAACACAGCAUGUCUGUGUAUGUUCUAGCAUUAGCAAGUCUUCAUACUUGCUCUGCAAAGGCAGGAGGAGCAGCAUAGCAGAUCUAGUCUGAAAAAAACAAAACUACCAACUUGUCAUAUCUAUUAUAACAUGUUACAUUUAUUCUGAGAGUUGAUAAAAUACAGUUGUGCUUAAUUCCGUUUUGUACACACAGAGUUGUAUUAUUUGCAGGAGUGACAACCAAAUUCGCUCUCGAAAACUUCAGUUAGUGACAACCUAAUUUUUGUUAUAUCCACAUAGCAUGUACAGAACUGAACUGAACAACUAUUUGUUAAUGCAGUGGCACCACUUUCUUUUGGACACUCUCAGCUAAUCUGAUGUGCGGUGCUGGAAAAAUCACAGAUUAAUUUUGGAAGUGACUCCUGUAUUCUGUACCCACAUUGAACUCUAGUUUAGGGAAUUCACUCCCACAUUGUAUGUGCAAAAAAUUGCAGUGUAUACAAGGCCAAAUUUUACUUCUUGAUUGUGGUUCUCCAAUCACAUUGUUAAUCAGCAGCAACUUUCUUUAGAAGUGAUUCUUCAAAGGUUUAAUUGAACCUAUUCACAGUUGUGGAGAUCCAAGACAAUCUUUGGUUCGUGUUAAUUUAUAUCCUCCUGUCAACUCCGUUAAUAUAGAUUGCCAUAUAUGUUUAUGUCCAUAUGGACGUGGGUGUCCAUAUAUACAUAUUGUAAAAAGAACACUGAAAUAUCAUAUUUUUUUGAAAAUUAUUUAAAAUGACCAAAUGACAAGAUCUAAGUUUCUGAUCGGACUUUUAGUCACUUACAGACUCUGACUCUGUCAACUUAGUGGCGGCACAAAUUUUGACAAUGUAUGACUUUGUAUUCAGAUCACCAGACUCUCUUGAAAUAAACAUAGUGUAAAUACAAAUAUAUAUAUAUAUAUAUAUAUAUAUAUAUAUAUAUAUAUAUAUAUAUAUAUAUAUAUAUAUAUGAACAUAUGACAAAAUAUAUAAAUGAAUUACAGUAUAUAUGCUUUUUUAUUGUUUUAGUUGAGUGUGAAUGAACUACUGAGUGAGGGAACGACAAAAAGCAAAAUGGCACCAUUCACGCACUGAAACUUGGAAACUCUCCCAUUAAGUAUUUAAAGACUUGUAUUUAUGAACAUAUAUGUGUUAUAUAUAUAUAUAUAUAUAUAUAUA